UAGAAGUAAGAGCAACCCUUUCAGCUCCUUCUUUGACAUGGCUGACCGGUCUUGACGAUCGUCAUCACCAUUAACCCAUGAAGCCAUUCCGUACAUCGGUAGCACUUCCCUUGCAACCAGUCGACCAUGGACUUGCGUCAGCUCUCAGCCGACUGAAGGCACCUUCCUUAUAAGCUCUUAUUAUCCCGCAAGGUUCUCACGCACGUGGGACUAAGAGGCUCUGCGGGAAGGAGGUACCUCGAUCAUACAGGAUAAGCGGUGUGCCAACCAGAUGCCAUUUUACAGUUCACUUCACUCCUUCCCUUGAGCUGCAGUGUUUAAGAUGCCGCAAAAACGAUCAUGCACGGUAGGCACCAACCCGAUAUCUCUUGGAGGCCUGCUCCUGCCUUCCUUCUCCUCUCUGCAUCCGGAAAUGAACCAUCUCUCAAUACGUGAGCCCCAUACCCCUGGAGAUGACCUCGAUCAAGGCAUCGACGACUUGGGAAGGGCUGGCUUCGAGUUGGUUCUUUGUUUGUUGGACUCGAAUAAAAAGAGGCGGCUAUCCCAGGUUAUCCCAUCCCUUGCUCUGGAACAAACAUUGUUUCUUUUUUUCUUUCGCAUUCGAGAACAUCAACCUCGAUUCGAUCGUUCGUUCGUGGAGAGACACCGCUGGUCUUUCUCCUAAAAAUUCUCCGGAAAAGACGCAGAAAAACCAUAACCCCCCCCCCUGGGUUUUUGUGGCAAGACGGUGGCAUCUCAUCCAAGUUGACACUCUUCUGCAGCAAGAGCUAGCAAACUGCUCUACACGUUACAAUCACUACAUCUACUUCUCCGAAGCAGUCAACUUCAAACACCGCGGCCUCGGACAUCUCCAUCUUUCUCAGCCGGUCACUCAGUUACUCGACCAGUCAGUCGGUCACCGACAACCACCCACGAGCACUUACCCUCAAACACCUUUAAACCACCGGGUUUUGUUUCAGACCAGGCUCCUUCUUUCCAUCAACCAACCAGUUAAGCCAGCCGGUCUACCCGAAGACACCUACUCGAGACAAACCCCUCACACUCACUGUACAAACUUCCACCCUGUCCUUCGAUCGGCAGAAACCCAACUCAACCCAACAUCUCACCAUCCGACCACCCAUCAAAAAAACAUGCCCAGAGGCCGUGGAUCAGGUUAUGACUUCCCGAAGCCGAUUGGUGCUUGUCCGCCGCCGAAGCCUUCAUCCGGUGUUGGUACUGGUGUUUCGAAAGGCGGCAGUGAUGAUGGUAGUGAUGGGAGGGAUAAGGAGAAGGGUACCGGUAGCAGUGGAAGUCAUGGUGGAAAUGGUUCUAAAUAGGAGUGGCGGAAAAUGUAGAGGAUGUGUUUAUGAGUUGGUGGUUUAGGGGACUAAAGAGGGAGAUAUAGUGUGAUGAAGGCCAGACGUAAUGGAUUAAUUUAUGGGAGGGUGACAAAGGCAGGAUAUGAUGUUGGUGUGUUUGCAACCAGCAGUUUGGUAUCUGGGGUGGAUAAUUUGUAGGGGUCAUCUGCCUUUUAAUCCCGGGGAAGAUUGACAAUCAUGGGGAUGGUGUUAUGAUAUAAAUUAUAAUUUCU
Messenger RNA from Neurospora tetraspora, 1570 nucleotides. RefSeq lists its product as uncharacterized. The transcript has a single exon. The coding region runs from base 453 to 1316 and encodes 287 amino acids. The record is from RefSeq and is a predicted model, not a curated record. Lineage: Eukaryota; Fungi; Ascomycota; Sordariomycetes; Sordariales; Sordariaceae.